Messenger RNA from Chondrus crispus (carragheen), 1461 nucleotides. RefSeq lists its product as hypothetical. The transcript has a single exon. The coding region runs from base 1 to 1461 and encodes 486 amino acids. Gene Ontology annotation, cellular component: nucleolus; small-subunit processome; Noc4p-Nop14p complex. The record is from RefSeq and is a predicted model, not a curated record. NCBI's taxonomy places the organism in Eukaryota, Rhodophyta, Florideophyceae, Gigartinales, Gigartinaceae. Gene Ontology annotation, biological process: ribosome biogenesis.
AUGGUCAGCCAAAGUGCCUUUGUCUCUACUACGGAGCGCAUUCGUGCCCUUGAGAAGAGUUUUCAUGCGGAAGGUGUGAAACAUGCGAACAACUUAGUUGAAAUUCUCAAGCAUGUUACACCUGGUGAUCCAGGCUGCACCAGAGCAAUUCAUGCUAGUCGUCGUAUACUGACUGCACUAGAAAAACUUGCGGCACUAGAAGAUGUUCUUCGCAAAUGGACGCAAGAGCGUCGUGCAGAUUACGCUUCCGCUCUCAUUGCUAUACUCGCUUCCGCUGCGGCAUCCGAGCUGGAAAAGGAGACUGCCAUUACGGGCGCCGCACUUACACAUGCAACAAUCUGGUCCACGUUUCUGAAAUGCGCAAUGGAAGGGAAAGCGGAAAAGACACAGAAAGACGUCAUUCUGGAUUGCUUUGUAAAACGUUUUGGGGAUUUGAGAUUGACUGCGAUGCAUCUGGUGAAAGCGAGAGCUGGGGAUUUGGACAUGCGUUUAGAAGUGAUGCGCUAUUGUGCAGGCCCUACUGAGCAGAAAGCAGCGAGAAAAUCGGAUGUGAAGGUUACGGACAAGGAUCUUCGAAAGGCUUUUGGAGCAGCGUGGGUGUCAUUGGUAGCGGACAAGAGUUUGUCAUCAGAACACCGCCGCGAUAUUCUCGAGCGGGUUCCCACCGAGCUUAUUCCCAAUAUGUCAGACCCCUUGGUGCUAGCUGAUUUUUUGAACGAUUCAUAUAACAAUGGAAAGGAUGUCUCCGUGGCAACAACUGCGUUAGACGGGUUGUUUGUUUUGAUAUCGAAACACGGAUUGGAUUACCCCUUGUUUUACCCAAAACUAUAUGCACUCAUGUCACCAGAUGCAUUGUUUUAUGCGAAUGGGAGGAAGAGAUUCUUAGAACUGUCUGCAUUGUUUUUGCGCCAAGGCGCCAUGCUUCCCGGGGGUAUGGUCGCCGCUUUCGUAAAACGGCUUACCAGACGGGCCCUCAUGGCUCCUACAGAGGGCGCCCUCUGGUGUCUCAGGCUCGCAGUCGACCUGCUGUACAAGCAUCCCAACGUUUCCUACAUCGUCCAUCGGACGGUGAACCUUUUUGACGGUACUAAUACCACUGGGUCCGUCGGCAAGAAACGUCCUCGGACUGACACGACUAAAGACCCCUUCGAUGAUGAGGAACUUGAUCCUCAAGCAAGCAAGGCAGACGAGAGUUCGUUAUGGGAGCUGGAAGUGCUAGCAGACCACAUCUCUCCGGCUGUUUCGAGACUGGUGACGUCGUUUUCAAAGGAUGUCCGAAAGAACCCUCCAGCACCACCAGGCGUCCUCUCCGAUUACACAGGUCUCAGUUUCGAAGAUACGUUCCAAGCCGAAUUCAAACGACGAGCCAAAUCGUCACAUCUUGCGUAUGACAUGCCUGGGCGGGGACCAGGCGUGGAAGAGAUAGGAAAAAAGCUUCAGCCCUGCAUGGAGUGGGCGUAG